AUGGAUUUAGUCAGAACGCAUGACUAUGAACAGUUUCUAAUAACACUUUUUACGCCCGAAUUUGCUCGUCAAACUGUGUGGGCACUCAAGGCAUUCAAUGUAGAAACAGCUAUUAUUCGGGAUGCAGUAACAGAUGUAAAUAUUGGAUCCAUGCGAAUACAAUGGUGGCGGGAUGCCAUUGAAAAAACGUUUCAAGGAUCUGCUCCAAACCAUCCAGUGAUGAUGGCGCUGGCCAAGUCGCUUGAAUCUACAAGACUUUCACGCAUGUGGUUUACAAAAAUACUUGCUGCUCGGGAAGCCAAUCUGAGGGAUACUCAGCACACUACUAUUGCAGAUCUUGAGGCAUAUUCAGAGAAUACAAUGUCGUCUCUUAUCUAUUUGCAUUUGGAGGCAUUAGGAGUGACAGAUGUCAAUGCAGAACAUGCUGCUAGUCAUAGUGGAAAAGCGAUUGGGAUCACCACUGCAUUGCGUAGCACGCCAUUUAAUAUAUCCAAGCAACGGUUUUAUCUUCCUACAGAAAUCAUGGCUCAGCAUCAAGUAGUCACGGAAGAUAUUUUUAGGUUUGGCUCCAACGAACAUCUGUUGGAUGCAGUCUUUACAAUUGCUACUCGUGCAAAUGAUCAGAUCCUGACUGCUCGUUCGUUUUCAAAAGAUGUGCCCAUAACUGCCAUACCUGCUUUAUUGCCAUUGAUACUGGGCGACAAUUAUUUAACCAAUCUGCAAAAGGCCAACUUUAAUGUCUUUGACCCAUCGCUUCAGAAAAAAUCACUGUUUCUACAAUUCUACAUCUGGAAUCUAGCUCGUAAAAAUAAAUACUAA
Molecule: messenger RNA, 819 nt
Organism: Batrachochytrium dendrobatidis JAM81
Lineage: Eukaryota; Fungi; Chytridiomycota; Chytridiomycetes; Rhizophydiales
Exons: 5
Coding region: 1-819 (272 amino acids)
Biological process (GO): biosynthetic process; mitochondrial respiratory chain complex I assembly
Cellular component (GO): mitochondrion
Source: RefSeq, a predicted model, not a curated record